UCACAGUUUAGAUGAGGAAAUUGAUAGGAAUCGAAGGUAUAAAGUUGAAACGUGUAUGUCCCCAUAAUAUUUCCUGUCUCUGUAGUUUGUGUGAUAUAAAUUAAAAUCACACAAUUAGCGAAAACCUAAUUUCUGAUUUGUAAAAAUCAAGAAUGUCGAGUAGAUUGUUCAAGAAGAUUGUCAAAGAACAAGAACAAAUACAGCAACAGCGCCAAGAAACUGAAGAAGAGCAACAGCUGAACGACGAUGAAUCCGAGUCUCCGGAAUCGGGUUCUCGCCCUUCCAAAAACCCGUUUGACCUCCUUAAUGACGGUGACGAUGACCCUGAACCUGAGGAGACAGAAAUCGCUAAUGAAACAUUGAUACAGGACAAGAAUAGCAGAAAACCGUCUGUGCAGCAUACUACCAUAGAUGUAGUUCCAGCAUCCAAUCACAAAUCAAAGAAAAAGAAAAAGAAGAAAAGCAAGGAGAGCUCUACUUCAAGUAUAGACAGAGUUGAAAGAUCAUUGGAUGCAGCUUUAGAUAAUUUAUCUUUGGAUACUAACUGCUCUAGUCAUCAACCUGGCCCUAUAAUUGUCAAACUACAAAAUGCUAAAGCUCAUGAUAACUUUGUCAAACAGCAAUCAGUUUCCUUAUUACAAGUAGAUUCCAGAUAUUUGAAUGCUGAAAAUGAGCUGCGAAGAAUAUUUGGAUCCAAGGUGGUGAAGUCAUUUGAGAGAACUCAUCAAAGUGGCAAUUCUAGACAGGUACGUGGGGGAAGACGUGGAAGUCAUCAUGUAAGAAAGACUAUCUUAGUCUCUCCAUCAGAACAAUGGCCUCGUUGGGAUGGAUCACUUUCCAUGGAACUUUUGGAACCCAAGGAUGGAUAUAGUUACUUCAGAUAUGUCCAUUCACCUUCUUAUGGUCAAGCUCAGAGAGCAUUUGAAGCUGCCCAAGCUAUUCAUGAUCUUAACGGUGUAACAACUGUUUUGUUUUAUCAUCCUUAUCAUUUGGAUUCAUUGAUAACAAUAGCAGAUUAUUUCAAAUUUGUGGGUGAACAUCAAAUGGCUGCAGAUGCUGUUGCAAAGUGUUUAUAUGCCCUAGAGUGUGCAUGGCAUCCCAUGUUCACUCCCUUGCAGGCUAAUUGCCAGCUGAAAAUCAGCCAUGAAACAAACAAACCUUUGUUCAAAACCCUUUUCACUCACAUGAUGAACAUGGAUAGACGUGGUUGUCAUCGAUCUGCCCUGGAAGUGUGCAAACUUCUACUUUUACUUGAUUCAGAUGAUCCAAUGGGGGCCUUAUUCUGCAUUGACUACUUUGCAUUGAGGGCAGGGGAGUAUGCAUGGUUGGAGCAAUUUUCUGAAAACUAUAAGAGUGAUAAUUCCUUGUGGUUGUUCCCAAAUUUCUCAUUUUCCCUUUCUGUUUGCCGGUUUUAUCUUGAGCGGGAGCAAGCAUCACAAGAUGCUGAUAUAGAUAAUGGAAAGGCUACUUCUGCUGAUCUUAUGAAACAAGCUUUGAUGCUUCAUCCUUCUGUCCUUAAGAAACUUGUGGCAAAGGUACCUCUAAAAGAUCAGGCAUGGACAAGUAUACUCAAACACACUUAUUUCCAUUCAGAUCAAGCAAAGAUCCCAUCAUUGGAUCAUCUGAUUAGCAUAUAUGUGGAGAGGAGCUAUAUUAUAUGGAGGCUUCCAGAUCUGCAAAAAUUGCUUCGAAACACCGCACAACUGGUGAUUGACACAUUGGAACACAAUAAAAGUGAAGCUAAGGAUUGGGCUUGUGUAAGAGAAGAAGCAUUCCCAUCUGAGAAAAAUGAGUAUGCUCAUUUGUUGGUACAAGAUUUUUCUGAUUCGGUACCAACUCUUCCGCCUGAUAACCUGCAAAACUUUGUGGUUGAUGCGAGGAGGGGGGAAGCUGUGCAUAAUGUGCAAUUCGCAGAUCCACUUGACGGUGACCAAGCUCCACCUCCACGUGAUGCGGCAAAUCGCAAUCCUUUGGCUGUCUUUUUUGAGUCAAUGCUACCUUGGGUUAAUUAUGGAGAUGGACAAGAUUUUAAUGGAGCUGAUGAGGAUAACCAAAUUAAUGGGCAUGGCCAAGAUAAUCAAGAUAAUUGAGUGGCAAUGAGCAUCAAGACUGUAAUACUUCAGGCAAAAGUGUACUAUUUUAAUUAAUAGCACCACUUUAUGCACAUUAAUUAAUUUCCUGUAAAGUUUUUAUGAGUUUCAGCUGAGAAGGAUCUCACUUGUAGGAAGUUAUGUUCCAGCCAAGUUUAUGUUGUUAUAAGAGUUUGUGAAUUUUAUGGUAGGCAUUUCAGACCUCUUAUUGAAAGUUGAUUUAGUAUUUUUGUACUAAAUUUUGACA
Molecule: messenger RNA, 2337 nt
Organism: Mangifera indica (mango)
Lineage: Eukaryota; Viridiplantae; Streptophyta; Magnoliopsida; Sapindales; Anacardiaceae
Product: transcription factor 25
Exons: 4
Coding region: 153-2090 (645 amino acids)
Cellular component (GO): RQC complex
Source: RefSeq, a predicted model, not a curated record